AUGGCUGCUGGGGAGCCGGGAGACUUGGGCGGCUACUACUUCAGGUUCCUGCCUCAGAAGACCUUCCAGUUUCUGAGCGCUCAGGAGACCACCAGCCGGCUCCGCCAGUGGUCCAUGCUGGGACGAAUCAAGGCGCAGGCGUUCGGGUUUGACGAGACCUUUCGGGCCUAUCGGAAGGAUGAUUUCGUUAUGGCUUUUUUCAAAGACCCAAAUGUUAUUCCCAAUUUGAAGUUACUUUCAGAUUCUUCUGGACAGUGGAUUACAUUAGGAACCGAAGUGAAAAAAAUUGAAGCUAUAAAUGUUCCUUGCACACAGCUGUCAAUGUCAUUUUUUAAUCGGUUAUAUGGUGAAGAUAUUGUACGAGACAAUGGACACAUUGUUAAGUGUUUAGAUUCUUUUUGUGAUCCAUUUCUCAUUUCUGAUGAGUUACGAAAAGUUUUACUAGUAGAAGAUUCAGAAAAAUAUGAAGUAUUCAGCCAACCGGAUAGAGAAGAGUUCCUGUUUUGUCUUUUCAAACAUCUCUGCCUAGGUGGAGCCCUUUGUCAAUAUGAAGACAUGCUCAAUCCAUAUCUAGAAACAACGAAGCUUAUUUAUAAGGAUCUGGUGAGUGUUCGAAAGGAUCCACAGACCAAGAAAAUACAAAUUACCUCUUCCGUCUUUAAAGUAACAGCCUAUGAUUCUACUGGUAUGUGCUACCCUUCAACAAAGAAUCAUGAACAGACAUUUUCUUACUUUAUUGUGGAUCCUAUCAGGCGUCAUGUUCAUGUUUUAUACCACUGUUAUGGUGUGGGGGAAAUGUCUUAAUGCUUUUACAGGUUACCUAUAUCUACUAUUUUUUAUAUGUCAUUUUUCUAUUUUAAUACUAAUUUAUAGUUAAUAU
Cynocephalus volans (Philippine flying lemur) is the source of this 880-nucleotide messenger RNA. It is a transcript of the gene CFAP300, whose product is annotated as cilia and flagella associated protein 300. NCBI's taxonomy places the organism in Eukaryota, Metazoa, Chordata, Mammalia, Dermoptera, Cynocephalidae. The coding region runs from base 1 to 804 and encodes 267 amino acids. The record is from RefSeq and is a predicted model, not a curated record. The transcript has 7 exons.